AUGAACGAACAUCCAAGGGUUCGACCCGUCCGAUAUCUAGAAGCCACGCCCCUGCACACAACAAACCGGAAUCCCCGACAAACCACACCCACCCCAAAACGAUACGAAGCCUACACGUUCCUCCAAGUCGUUGAGACCUUACAGCGUCUUGAGCAAAAAUGCAAGUCCCUCGAAGAACGCAUACACUUUCUGGAGCAGCAGUCCGGCGAGCAGAGUCCGGCUUCUGCGGGGAUUCCUCUUCCAACAGGACCCGCUAGUUCGGGAGAUCUUCGCGCUUGCGCAGUCCGUUCGCAGAGCGUUUCCGAAACAACUAGUACGACAUGUGAUUCUGCUGGUGAUUAUUCAUACUCUGGUAAUGAAAAUGGAAGCUGGUGCUGGUCGCUUGAAGAAGCUUUUGAUGUUGGGUUGGGCUGCGAGGCUGGGGAGAUGCCGAUGGAGGGUUUUGUUCAGGUGGUUCGGCGGGAUGGGAUUGGGGAAAUGAAUGUGGAUGCAUUUGCGGAGUGA
Penicillium diatomitis is the source of this 504-nucleotide messenger RNA. RefSeq lists its product as uncharacterized. The coding region runs from base 1 to 504 and encodes 167 amino acids. The record is from RefSeq and is a predicted model, not a curated record. NCBI's taxonomy places the organism in Eukaryota, Fungi, Ascomycota, Eurotiomycetes, Eurotiales, Aspergillaceae. The transcript has a single exon.